AUGGAUGGUUUGAUUUUGGCAUUAUAUAAGGACGAUGUAAAAACAGUAAGCUUAGUGUCCAAGAGUUGCGGGACUGGCGGAGAGGUGGUGGACGCGGUGGUGGAAGAGAGUGAAGGAGUUGGGAUAGAAGAGAAGCUGAGGAGAAGGUUCAUGCUGAAUUGGAUAGCAAGUGAUUGCAAGUUGUGCAAUAGCACAGGAGGAAGGUGUGGCUUCAAUUCAACUAUAUUCACUUUCCAGUGUUACUGCACUGAUCGAAUUCAUGCUUCUAAAUGUGAUAUUAUUACAGCUGCUGCAGUUACUCUGCUGUUAGUGAUGGUCAUCCUCUACUACACGAGACGGAAGAAGCAAAAUCUGAAACACCUUCUGGUUGAUACCUUUUUGGAGAGGCAUGGACACCUUCAAAUCAACAGGUACAACUAUUCCGACAUGAAGAAAGUGACCAACUCCUUCAAAAACAAACUAGGUGCAGGGGGAUUUGGCAGUGUAUACAAAGGACAAUUAAAGGAUGGACAACAUAUUGCAGUGAAGAUCCUAAGUGAAUUGAAAGGUGAUGGUGAAGAUUUCAUCAAUGAAGUUGUGAGCAUGAGCAGAACUUCUCAUGUUAACAUUGUUGCUCUUCUUGGCUUUUGCUUUGAAGGUUCUAAACAAGCUUUGGUUUAUGACUUUAUGCCUAACGGGUACAAUGACUUCUCAUAG
Molecule: messenger RNA, 696 nt
Organism: Arachis stenosperma
Lineage: Eukaryota; Viridiplantae; Streptophyta; Magnoliopsida; Fabales; Fabaceae
Product: LEAF RUST 10 DISEASE-RESISTANCE LOCUS RECEPTOR-LIKE PROTEIN KINASE-like 2.1
Exons: 2
Coding region: 1-696 (231 amino acids)
Biological process (GO): protein phosphorylation
Molecular function (GO): protein kinase activity; ATP binding
Source: RefSeq, a predicted model, not a curated record